Messenger RNA from Penicillium oxalicum, 1848 nucleotides. RefSeq names its product MFS transporter. NCBI's taxonomy places the organism in Eukaryota, Fungi, Ascomycota, Eurotiomycetes, Eurotiales, Aspergillaceae. The transcript has a single exon. Bases 1 to 1848 code for a protein of 615 amino acids. Gene Ontology annotation, biological process: transmembrane transport. Gene Ontology annotation, molecular function: transmembrane transporter activity. The record is from RefSeq and is a predicted model, not a curated record.
AUGACGACAGAAUUGAAGACAGAGGCCUCGGGCCCUGGAUCUUCACUGCCACAGUCCAUCCCUUUCUGGCGCAUGGUCACUCAACCCGGCGCGAUUACACAAGAGGUCUACGACCAUCCCUACGCUGGGUCGGGGACUGAGGAUGAUCCGUAUGCCGUGCAAUGGAUGCCCAAGGACUUUCGCAACCCUACUCAACUGAGCAAGCCCAUGAAAUGGGGAAUCACCAUGGUUGCGGCCAUGGAGACUCUAGUGGUGGCCUUGGUCUCUUCGGCAUACACUGGCGGUAUCCUUCAGAUUCAGCGCGAAUUCCACAUCGACACUGAAGUCGCGACCUUGGGUGUUUCGCUGUACGUCUUGGGCUUUGCCUUGGGUCCCCUGAUCUGGGCGCCCAUGAGUGAAUUGUACGGUCGUCAGCUUGUCUUUAUCUCGACCUACUGCGGCUUGACGGUCUUCUGCGCAGCGACCAUUGGAGCUAAAAACAGUGCAUCCCUGCUGAUCUUUCGAUUCCUGGCCGGCGCCUUUGGGUCGUCCCCCUUCACCAACUCCGGCGGCGUGAUUGCCGACAUGUUCCUAGCUCAGGAGCGAGGACUGGCGUUGUCGGCCUUCGCACUGGCUCCCUUCUUGGGCCCCGUCAUUGGGCCCAUCGCCGGUGGUUUCUUGGGUAUGAAGGCGGGAUGGAAGUGGGUGAUGGGCCUGCUGAGCAUCCUGUGCGCCGUGAUGUGGAUUUGCGGAGCAGCACUCAAGCCAGAGACGUACGCCCCCGUUCUCCUUCGCCAGCGAGCCAAGACUCUCUCCAAGAUGACCGGCAAAGUGUACGUGAGCAAGCUCGACAUUGACCAAGGUCGCCCUGUCCCCAAGGAAGCCUUGAAGACCGCCCUUUCCCGCCCUUUCAUCCUUCUCUUCAGCGAGCCCAUUGUGAUGCUGCUUUCCAUCUAUCUCGCCAUCAUCUACGGCACGCUUUACAUGCUGUUCGGCGCUUUCCCUAUCGUCUAUCAACUCCAUCGCGGAUGGAACCAGGGCGUAUCUGCAUUGGCCUUCCUGGGCGUGAUGAUCGGCAUGUUGGCCGCCAUCGCCUACUCCAUUCCCGAGAACAGCCGGUAUACCAAGCUCCUCCAAAAGAACGGGGGCUACUCCCCCCCCGAGAGCCGUCUGCCUCCCUGCAUGAUCGCCUCGGUGGCCCUCCCGAUUGGACUUUUCUGGUUCGCCUGGACCAACUCGCCCUCGGUGCACUGGCUUGCGAGCAUUGCUGCCGGAGUUCCUUUCGGCUUUGGCAUGGUCCUCGUGUUCCUGAGUGUGUUCAACUACCUCAUUGACGCCUACACAAUUUUCGCCGCGUCGGUACUGGCGGCCAACUCGUUACUGCGAUCCCUCUUUGGUUUCGCCUUCCCUCUCUUCACCAGCUACAUGUUCAAGAACUUGGGCAUCCACUGGGCGGCGUGUAUCCCCGCCUUCCUGGCCUUGAUCUGUGUGCCUUUCCCCUUCAUCCUGUACAAGAAGGGCCUGGCGAUCCGUAAGCACUGCAAGUACUCCGCUCAGUCUGAGGCCUUUGUGCAGAAUCUGCUCAAGGGAAUGGCCACCGCCAACACAACAGAGGUGGUUUCUCCCGAAGACGACGAGGGUGAUCAAUCCACCAUGGAUGAAGCCAUGACUCGUGUUCCUUCCGCAGCCAAGGAAGACCCCACGGUGACAUCCCACGCCUUGGACAAAGAUACCGUUGCCGAAAGACUCUCCCUGGAUCGCCCUCUGUCCCGCGUCGACACGCGCAUGUCCCAGAUUCAACGGAUUUCAACCUACGAGGGUAAUCCUUAUAACAUUGACCGUGUCCACACCCGUGAAUCAUUCCGGUAA